AUGCCUACUACAUCUGUCGCGCUCGCUGCUUUAGCAUUCCUGGGGCAAUCAUUGGUACCUGCAGUCCAAGCUAGCAGUGUCCCUGCUCAGGCACAGGUGAUCAACCAAAGAGCUUUCAACGUCUUGGGUACGACUCAGCCGCCAACCGAAUUCAAUGCGAAGAGCCUUUUCGUUCCUCCAGGACACACGGAACAUAGCCUGACUGAGCGCCCGUUCCAUGUGUACGACAAGGAAUUCUUGAAGAUUAUCGGGAAGGCUCCGACUCUCACCCGGAUUGCGCACUCGCCCAAGGACCCCUUGUAUCACGAGGCAGUUGUUUGGUCAAAGGAAACAGAGGAAGUGUUCUUCGUCCAGAAUGCAGGUGCCAAGAACGCCAGCACCGGCUUACACAAGUCGGCCAUUAUCGAGAAGAUCUCUCUAGCGGAUGCAGCUGCUGUUUCUAGUAAGCGUGAUGCUGCGGGUGAGGUCAAAAUCUCUACAGUCCCUUCAUCGCCGAUGGUGAUCAAUCCAAACGGAGCCACCAACUAUCGGGGAGAAAUCAUCUUCACCGGUGAAGGCCAGGGCAACAAUACUCCUCCUGCACUCUGGGUAAUGAACCCACAAAAGCCAUUCAAUACAACCGUUCUCCUGAACAAUUACUUCGGUCGCCAAUUCAACUCUUUGAACGAUGUAGCAAUUCACCCAAAGAACAAGGACAUCUAUUUCACAGAUACAAUCUACGGAUACGUGCAGGAUUUCCGUCCUGCUCCAGGUCUGCAGGAUCAAAUUUAUCGCUUCAACCCCGAUACCGGAGCUGUCACCAUCGCGGCCGAUGGGUUUGAUCAUCCCAAUGGAAUGACUUUCUCGCCUGAUGGUAAGCAUGCAUAUGUCACCGAUACCGGCAUUGAUAGUGGCUUUUUCGGGUUGGACUUUACUCGUCCCGCUUCAGUCUAUCGCUUCGACGUGAAAGAAGAUGGCACAUUCGAGAACCGCAAGACGUUCGCAUUUGUGAACUCUGGCGCCCCUGAUGGCAUCCACUGUGAUUCUGAGGGUAAUGUUUACGCCGGGUGCGGUGACGGUGUCCAGGUUUGGAACCCCUCAGGCAAGCUCAUCGGCAAGAUCUACGUCGGUUCUACGGCAGCGAACUUCAAUUUCGCUGGAGAUGGUAGAAUGAUCAUUUGUGCUGAGACAAAUCUCUACUAUGCCACUCUGGCUGCUUCAGGAAGUUAUGUUGACAGCGAGAUGUGA
Molecule: messenger RNA, 1227 nt
Organism: Penicillium antarcticum
Lineage: Eukaryota; Fungi; Ascomycota; Eurotiomycetes; Eurotiales; Aspergillaceae
Product: SMP-30/gluconolactonase/LRE family protein
Exons: 8
Coding region: 1-1227 (408 amino acids)
Source: RefSeq, a predicted model, not a curated record